Apis florea (little honeybee) is the source of this 961-nucleotide messenger RNA. Its product is annotated as caspase-3. Gene Ontology annotation, molecular function: cysteine-type endopeptidase activity. Gene Ontology annotation, biological process: positive regulation of neuron apoptotic process; proteolysis; apoptotic process. NCBI's taxonomy places the organism in Eukaryota, Metazoa, Arthropoda, Insecta, Hymenoptera, Apidae. Gene Ontology annotation, cellular component: cytoplasm. The record is from RefSeq and is a predicted model, not a curated record.
AUGCAUGAAAUCGAUGAUCAAGAUAAUCAGUCAAAUUCGAACGAUGAAUCCAGUAACGAGAACGAACCGACAAAUUUCGGCGAAAGUUUCAAGACGAACGAUAUGACGGAUGCCCAUAUGUUAACACCGUCGGAUAAACCCAAGCAGAAAAAAUUCAGAUUCGCCAAAUUCGUUACGCCGAAAGAUUCCCCUAUUUACUCGAUGCGAAAACGCGGCAAAUGCGUGGUAUUCAACCACAAGAUCUUCGAAAAUGGAAGAGAACUACCUCGAGAAGGGACGGAGUAUGAUGGGGACGUGAUAAAGGAAACCUUUUCUGCUCUUGGUUUCGAAGUGAGGAUCUAUAAGGAUAAGAGGUUCAACGAUAUUGUCGAUAUCAUUAUGAAUUUGCAAAAUGAAAAACAUGAUGAUUGCGACUGCAUAUGUUUCUUUGUAUUAACUCACGGCAAAAUCGGUGAUAAUGUAUCUGCGUACGAUAUGCCUUAUCCGGUUCAGAUGAUCUGGCAACCAUUCAGUGGAAACAGUUGCACAUCAUUGGCUGGUAAACCAAAACUAUUUUUCAUACAGGCUUGUAGAGGUACAGCCAGCGAUCCAGGUAUUCAGGGUAGAUCCUCUAAUACAGAUUCAGAUGAAAUGACUUAUAUGCUUCCUACUACUGCAGACUUUUUAUACGCUUUCAGCACUAUGGAAGGUUAUUAUUCGUUUCGUGAUACGAAUAGAGGUUCAUGGUAUAUUCAAACUUUAUGUAAAGUUAUUAAGGAGCAUUGGAAGGAUUGUGACAUGUUGAAAAUGUUAACGAUAACACUACGGAAAGUUGCUACAGAAUAUUCAUCUCAACAUGAUAAAUCGAGUUUAAACAACAAGAGGCAAAUGCCUACUUUCACUUCAACAUUGACCAGAGAUCUAUAUUUUAAUUCGAAUUUCGUGGAACAGUAACGAUCUAUUUCCAAACGAAUUAAUUUUA